Messenger RNA from Saprolegnia parasitica CBS 223.65, 876 nucleotides. RefSeq lists its product as hypothetical. The record is from RefSeq and is a predicted model, not a curated record. The coding region runs from base 1 to 876 and encodes 291 amino acids. The transcript has a single exon. NCBI's taxonomy places the organism in Eukaryota, Oomycota, Saprolegniomycetes, Saprolegniales, Saprolegniaceae.
AUGCACCACAUCUCGCUCUGCGGCCUCCUCGCGCUGAGCCUCGCGGGCUGUGCGCUCUUCUGCACGUCCUUCGCGGUGAGUUUGCCCUUUUGGGCAUCCACGGACGACGUCGACUCGCGUCUCUCCGACUCGGACGACGACUACUCGAUGUUUGCGGCCGGCAUUUGGGGCUUCUGCACCGAUAUUAUCACGGACGAGCACAACUACGUGCGAGCGAAUUGUACGCCGUACCGCAAUUGGCUCUUUGGCAGCCCCAACGUGCCCUACAACAUUACGUAUUCGUCGGUUGCGAUGACGAUUGCGCCGGUCGGCAUGUGCCGCCACGAGCUUGGGUCCUCUGCGCUCAGUGCGCUGCAAGCGACGCUGCCGCUGAGCCCAUCGCAGUUUCGUGCGUUCUAUGACUCGUCGUGCGGCGGCUGGGCGCGCUUCUCGCUCGUCAUCAACGUUUUCGUGCUCAUCAGCGCGAUCUUUACGGUUGGCGUCUACAGCGUCAUUGUUGUCUUUUGGAUUUGCCCGCCGUCGAUGCACACGCAGCUGUUCAUGUCCCGCAUCGGUCUCCGCCUCCUUGUCACCGUCUCGAUGGGCUCGCUGCUCGUCCUCUCCGCGUGGUCCAAGCAGAGCCCCGUGCACGUGCCAUACGGCAGCGCGUACUUUUCGGCGCUCGUGGCGACCUUGCUGUACUUCUCGGCCACCAUGGGCGCCUGCAAGUAUCAUUUCUACGACAUCCCGCGCCUCAACGGCGUCCUUAACGACGACGGCGAGACCUUUCCCGAGGCCGUCAACGUUGUUUUCAUCGAGCUUGGAACGCCCGUCCAAGACAAGGACGUGAUGCCAACGGUCGCGCGCGUAACGACCCCCGUUAUCACGCACGUUUAA